This is a messenger RNA of Pezoporus flaviventris, 1866 nucleotides long. RefSeq names its product SEC13 homolog, nuclear pore and COPII coat complex component (gene SEC13). The coding region runs from base 186 to 1148 and encodes 320 amino acids. The transcript is spliced from 9 exons. Gene Ontology annotation, cellular component: nuclear pore outer ring; COPII vesicle coat. Gene Ontology annotation, biological process: protein import into nucleus; positive regulation of TOR signaling; COPII-coated vesicle budding. NCBI's taxonomy places the organism in Eukaryota, Metazoa, Chordata, Aves, Psittaciformes, Psittacidae. The record is from RefSeq and is a predicted model, not a curated record. Gene Ontology annotation, molecular function: structural molecule activity; protein binding.
UGCCGCCGGUCCCCGCUGCCAGCCCGCCAGUGGAGCCCCGCGGAACGCCGGAACCCCGGCGCGGCGGAACCUCGUGGCGCGGGCGGGCGGGGCGCGGCGGGACCGUUCGGGUGUGGGACCGCCGUGCCACGUCUGAGCUGCGCCGUCGGGAGCUCCCCGGGUUCGCCGCCGCCGCAGCCGCAGCCAUGGUCUCGGUCAUUAACACGGUGGACACCUCGCACGAGGACAUGAUCCACGAUGCUCAGAUGGAUUACUAUGGCACCCGGUUGGCAACCUGCUCUUCAGACAGAUCCGUGAAGAUCUUUGAUGUUCGGAAUGGAGGGCAGAUCCUCAUCGCGGACCUAAGAGGGCAUGAAGGUCCCGUGUGGCAGGUUGCCUGGGCUCACCCGAUGUAUGGAAAUAUCCUGGCCUCCUGCUCCUACGACAGGAAGGUUAUCGUCUGGAAGGAGGAAAAUGGCACUUGGGAAAAGACCUAUGAGUACACAGGGCAUGACUCCUCAGUGAACUCUGUCUGCUGGGCACCGCAUGACUAUGGGUUGAUCCUGGCCUGUGGGAGCUCCGAUGGGGCCAUCUCCUUACUGAGCUACACGGGUGAUGGGCAGUGGGAAGUCAAAAAGAUCAGCAAUGCACACACGAUUGGCUGUAAUGCAGUUAGCUGGGCUCCUGCUGUUGUCCCAGGAAGCCUUAUAGAACAACCGUCUGGUCAGAAACCAAACUACAUCAAAAGAUUUGCAUCUGGUGGCUGCGACAACCUUGUCAAGAUCUGGAAGGAGGAAGAUGGCCAGUGGAAAGAAGAGCAGAAGCUGGAGGCUCACAGUGACUGGGUUCGAGAUGUAGCCUGGGCUCCAUCCAUAGGUUUGCCCACAAGCACCAUUGCUAGCUGCUCACAGGAUGGCAGAGUGUUCAUCUGGACAUGUGAUGAUGCCUCUGGAAAUUCCUGGUCACCGAAGCUGCUGCACAAGUUCAAUGAUGUUGUCUGGCAUGUGAGUUGGUCCAUUACUGCCAACAUCCUUGCAGUGUCUGGAGGAGACAAUAAGGUGACGCUGUGGAAGGAGUCCGUGGAUGGACUGUGGGCAUGCAUCAGCGAUGUCAACAAGGGCCAAGGCGGGGUGUCUGCCGCUGCAGAGGGGCAGCAGAACGAGCAGUGACAUUCCAGCUGCCGCACGUGGUCGCUCUGAUCCGCAGCGUUUCUUGAACCGGAUGAGAACUGAUUUUAUCUAAACUGGACGUGAACACGGGAAACAAUUACCUGAUCUUAGGAGCACUCUGUAACUAUUCCUGGGAGGCUACAAUAUGUUGAUAAUCGGCCUUAAUUGACAUUCCCUUAAAUUUAAGGUAAAGAGCAACGUACUGUGCCUUAUACUACUCCUUGAUGCUGUGGAAGUUGUACCCUGCUUUUUGGGUUUAGGGAUCAGGUUUAAGUGGAUGUGGUGUAGUCGGGCUUCAAGUUCCUGGGCAGGAACAGGAGGUAGCUGUCAGAGUGGUGAGGUGCAAACUCCUUUGUGCAGGGGAACGAAUAACUCUGUCCCUGCAGAGGCCAGAACUUUGCUUCAGGUAAGGGAAGGGCUGGUGGAGUUCUCAGCGUUGGAUGGCAGCGUGCUGGCCAGCCCUGGUGAUAGUGAAGUGGUGCUUGAUCCUCCUCGAAAUAAUGUGCUUGGAUAGGUGAAAAUCUCUGUGCUUUCCUCAAGGUGAAAAGGAGUAGUGGAACGCACAUGUCUUGCUUUACAGUGUUCUCAAACUUGGUUAUUUAACCAACAUCAAUAAAUCAGACCAUAAUUGGAAGAUUAGGGUUUUUUUAGCCACACUUGUGUACUGUACCUCAGGUUUGUUGUUGAGAUACCAAGAGAAUAAAGCCCUAUUGGUUAA